Colletotrichum aenigma is the source of this 345-nucleotide messenger RNA. RefSeq names its product Aspercryptin biosynthesis cluster protein B (gene atnB-0). The transcript is spliced from 3 exons. The record is from RefSeq and is a predicted model, not a curated record. The coding region runs from base 1 to 345 and encodes 114 amino acids. NCBI's taxonomy places the organism in Eukaryota, Fungi, Ascomycota, Sordariomycetes, Glomerellales, Glomerellaceae.
AUGGCUACAUCCUCAACCACAGGGACAGAGUGUUCAGAGUGGCUCGUCCGCGUCCCUGACUUUCCGGGUGUCGCGGAGCGGAGAGCAGCCGUGUUCCCCCAACACAUUGAGAAGUUGAAAACAGAUCCCGCCCAGUUUUGGGUGUUUGGAGGAGCCACUCUGGCGGAGCCCGUGGACCCCGGCCGGCCCCCGCACAUCACCGGCAGCGCCAUGUUGAUCUUUGCACCCACACGAGAAGACGUCCUAGAUCGGCUUAAGAACGACCCGUUGACUAAGGAGGGCGUUUGGGAUAUCAAAAAUGUUCAGAUUUACCCUUUCUUUCGCCCCAAGAGAGUUCCUGUAUGA